ACGGCAAGGCGGGCGGGUGAACUCAAUACCUCAAGGCAGGAAAUAGUUUGUUUGCUAGCCAACAUGACGGGGUCGUGUUUACCGUGAGUUAGGGGGCUUUAAGUCAUUAUGGCUGCGGCUGAUAUGUCCACCGUGCUGAACAUUCUCCGGUCUCUGUAUCGGCACAUACAGACGCUGGAGGAGUUCGCUGACAGCAUCGAGUUCAAGGAAGGAAAGAAGCCGGUUCUGGUUGAGCAGUCAGACUCGAACCGCUUCAAAACGUUUGUCAGAGGAGUGUUUGUGUGCUUUGAUAAGGAGCUACAACAGAGUCCCAGCUGCAGCGAGAUUUGCACUCUACCGGAACUCCUGGCUUUUGUUCUCAACACCAUGAAAAGGAAAAGAAGAAGAAACGUCCUGGCCCAUGGCUACAACCUGCUGGCCCUGCCGCAGGAGGAUCGGGACGCAGACCACUUUAAAUUCCAAGGAGACGUGACCCAAAGUGCCGCCUAUGUUCACGGCAGUGACCUGUGGAAGAAAGUCACCUUGCGCCUGGGCACAGACAUCACACGAUACCUGCUGGAGAGCUGCUCCGUAUUCGUGGCAGUGCCUCCUUCAUGCGUUUUCCAGGUGUGCGGCGUCCCGGCGUAUGACAGGGUGUCCACGAGCCCACCCUCGAGUGGGUUUCAUCUUCAGCUUCGACUUACGGGGCGCAGUUUGUCUCACUUUGGAAGAGAUAAAAGGUCACUGCGCUUUAGGGGAAGACAAAAGGUUGAGAAUCUGGCUCAAAGCCAGAUUAGGAGAAGAAGAAAGGAAAAAGGGAACAAGAGAAAAAGAAAGAGGGGACUCGAUCAGCUGGAGGAGGAGAUGGGAACUUCCUCAGGAAAGAGGAGACGGUUAGCAAACACAGAAAGCAAUCAGGAGCAAACGGUUGAGGAAAGACAGACUAGGUUUGUGGAACCAGCAACGUCUAGGAGGAAUGUGGAAAAUGGGACGACUGGUUUCAAACAGACAAUUGAGAUGCCAACAACGGAGGGUGGUCCCAGUUGGCGGUCAGGGGCUUUUCCUCCUUUGCCGCCCUCACAAUGUUUUAUCCGCACGCUGGGAUUCCUGUACGGCGGCAGAGGCCUGCACAGCUUCCUUCUCAACAGGAAGAAAAAAAGCGUCGAUGGAUCCAGAAGGUUACAAGGGAAAGACUUGAUACGAGUCGUCUUCUUCGAGGGCUUGAUGUAUUUGAACGGUUCAGAGAGGAAACCGAAAAAGCUUCCCCAGAGGUUCUUCAACAUGGUUCCCCUCUUUAGUCGGCUGUUGCGGCAACACAAGAAAUGCCCUUACAGCAAGAUCCUGCAGAGGAUCUGCCCUUUGGUUGAAGAGCGUAACACGGGACCUGGAGAGCUAAGCUCCCUUCUACCUAAACAUUGUGCGCCCCAUCGGGUCUUCCUGUUCGUCAGAGAAUGCCUCUCUACUGUGAUUCCGCGAGAGAUGUGGGGCUCGGACCAUAACCGGGUUCAUUUCUUUGCCAAAGCCAGGAGUUUUCUCCACAGCGGCAAGUUUGAGAGGCUGUCGCUGGCUGAGCUGAUGUGGAACAUGAAGGUGAAUGACUGCGACUGGUUGAAGAUCAGUAAAACCGGCCGAAUCCCACCCAGCGAGCUUGCGUACCGGACGCAGAUCCUGGGUCAGUUCCUGACCUGGCUGCUGGACGGCUUUGUCGUGGGUCUCGUCCGCGCUUGUUUCUAUGCCACGGAGAGCGUGGGGCAGAAGAACGCCAUCAGGUUCUACCGACAGGAAGUCUGGACCAAACUUCAGGACUUGGCUUUCAAAGGUCACCUCUCCAAAGGUCAGAUGGAGGAGUUGUCCCCUGCUCAGGCAGCGUCUCUCCCCAAAGGCACCGUCAUCUCCCGACUUCGUUUCAUUCCCAAGUCAGACGGCAUGAGGCCUAUCACACGAGUUAUAGGAACGGAUCCCAAAACGAGGUUGUUCCAGGCUCGGGUGCGGGACUUGCUGGACGUGCUGAGGGCCUGCGUGCGCUCCACUCCAUCCCUCCUCGGCUCCACGGUGUGGGGGAUGACGGAUAUUCACAAGGUGCUGAGCUCUCUGGCACCAGCCCAGAAAGACCGACCGCAAACGCUCUACUUUGUCAAAGUGGAUGUGAGUGGAGCCUACGAGAGCCUGCCGCAUGGCAAACUCAUAGAGGUGAUUGGCCAGGCCUUGUGCCCCGUCCAGGAUGAGCUCUUCACCAUCCGCCGCUAUGCCAAGAUCUGGGCAGAUUCCCACGAGGGCCUGAAAAAGGCCUUUGUUAGACAGGCAGAUUUUCUGGAGGACAACAUGGGAUCCACCAACAUGAAGGGAUUUUUAAUGUCGUUGCAGAAGAAUGCAAAACUCCACCAUGCCAUCCUAGUAGAGCAACAUUUCUGCUCUGAUCUCCGAGGCAAAGAAGCUUCACAGUUCUUCACCCAAAUGCUAACAGGCAGCGUAGUUCAGUACGGAAAGAAGACGUACCACCAGUGCCGAGGGAUUCCUCAGGGAUCGGUCGUGUCCUGUCUGCUCUGUUGUUUGUGUUACGGCCACAUGGAGAACGUUCUAUUCAAAGACAUCAGUAAAAACAAAGGGUGUUUGAUGAGAUUAGUGGACGACUUCCUCCUUAUUACUCCAGACCAACAUCAAGCACAAACCUUUCUGAAGACCUUGCUGGCUGGAGUACCACAGUAUGGUCUAAUGGUCAACCCACAGAAGGUGGCAGUCAACUUCCAGCUACUGGGAAGCGUGGGCUCCUGUACGGAUAUUCGCAUGUUGCCUCCUCACUGUCUCUUCCCGUGGUGUGGGCUGCUGCUGGACACCCAGUCUCUGGACGUCUAUAAAGACUAUUCAAGCUAUGCCGGCCUCUCUCUACGAUACUCCCUCUCUCUGGGGUCUUUCCAUUCAGCUGGACACCAGAUGAAGAGGAAGCUGAUGGCCAUCCUGAGGCUCAAAUGUCAUCCCCUCUUCUUGGACUUGAAGACCAACUCCCUUGAAGCGGUCUACAGGAACAUCUACAAGCUGGUGGUGCUGCAUGCCUGCAGGUUUCAUGUGUGUGCACAGAGUUUGCCCUUUGGUCAAACAGUUGCUAAGAAUCCACUUUACUUCCUGCAGAUGAUCUGGGACAUGGCUCAGUACGCCAAUAAGCUCCUCAGGUCCAGCAACAAGGGACUAAUUUUAGGCUGUAAAGCCCAGACGGGCACCGUGCAGUACGAGGCGGUGGAGCUGCUUUUCUGUCUCAGCUUCCUGCUGGUGCUCUCCCAACACCGUCAGCUCUACAGGGACCUGCUGACGCAUCUACACAAACGGAAGCGCAGUCUGGAGCGACAGCUGGGGGAUUUGAGGCUGGCCAGGGUUCGUCAGGCCUCAAACCCCAGGACCCCCGUGGACUUCUUGGCCAUCCGAAUGUAAUCCGCAGCAGGAACUUUUUCACCCUGUGAAGCAGUCCCAGCAGGAACCUACUGACCCCGCAUGCGCUUUUGUGUUUUUUUUUUUUUUGU
This is a messenger RNA of Poecilia latipinna (sailfin molly), 3491 nucleotides long. It is a transcript of the gene tert, whose product is annotated as telomerase reverse transcriptase. Gene Ontology annotation, molecular function: telomerase activity; telomerase RNA binding; telomeric repeat DNA binding. The coding region runs from base 109 to 3402 and encodes 1097 amino acids. Lineage: Eukaryota; Metazoa; Chordata; Actinopteri; Cyprinodontiformes; Poeciliidae. Gene Ontology annotation, cellular component: telomerase catalytic core complex. The record is from RefSeq and is a predicted model, not a curated record. Gene Ontology annotation, biological process: telomere maintenance via telomerase. The transcript is spliced from 16 exons.